AGGCCUCGGGCCCUCAGGCGGAGCGGCGGGCGCGCCGGACCCCCGGGUGGAGCGACAGGUCUCGUGCCCUCAGGCGGAGCGGCGGGCGCCGGACCCCCAGGCGGAGCGACAGGUCUCGGGCCCUCAGGCGGAGCGGCGGGCGCCGGACCCCCAGGCGGAGCGACAGGUCUCGGGCCCCCAGGCGGAGCAGCGGGCACCGAGUCACCAGGCACGACAGUGGGCUCCGAGUCAACUGGCAUGACCGCUGGCACUAGGUCAGACAUUGGAUCGUCUGGCUGGACAGCGGGCAUCGGGUCACCAGGCAUCAGGUCAUUUGGCUCGACCGCGGGCACCGCGUCAUCUGGCAAGGCAGUGGGCUCCGAGUCAACUGGUAUGACCGCGGGCACUGGGUCAGACAUUGGAUCGUCUGACUGGACAGCGGGCAUCGGGUCACCAGGCAUCAAGUCAUUUGGCUUG
Molecule: messenger RNA, 456 nt
Organism: Staurois parvus
Lineage: Eukaryota; Metazoa; Chordata; Amphibia; Anura; Ranidae
Source: the annotation of a GenBank genome assembly